CCUCAAGGGUCCAGAGUCGAGCCUCAUGGGGGGGAAAUAUAAAUUGGGGGUUUCGCUGCGAGUUGGACACUAGAUUCAGAAAAACAUCAACUCAAAAACAGAACAUUCAACACGCUUUGAUCUUGCCAUAUCCAUCCCUACCAUAAUCAACCAAGAUGCAGUUCUCCAAGAUCUUCACCACUGCUUUCCUCGCGGUCGCCGCAACCGCCGCCCCUGCCCCCCAGACCUACAGCGUCGACUUUGGCGCCAUCCAGGCCUUCAGCCAACACCUGCAGGCCAUCUGCAACGAGAUCCAAGCCAAUGUGGCCAGCGCCAGCGGCGAAUUCAACAACUUCAUCGCUGGUUUCCAGGGCAGCGCUUCUCAAUCCUUCCAGCAGCUCUGGGGCCAGGUCGAGGCGGGCAACGGCCAGAUCCAGCAGGCCUGCGCGUCGAUCGUCUCUGGGUUGAAUUCCGCUACUGAGACUUAUGACCAGGCUGAAUCUGAGAAUGCGGCGGCCUUUGCGGAUAUCGUCGCUAGCUUCGGCAAGAACUGAGUGUGGUUGGGCUAUCGCGUCUGAAUAGACUCCAUAGAGCAUAAGUACGCUUUCUUACAUAUAUGUAUAUAUUAAAAAGUACUUCGGAUUGGCGGCGGCGAUUGACGCUUGAAUAAUUUCAUCCAUAUUCCUGAUAUUACUGAAUGUAGAAUGGUUCUGCG
Molecule: messenger RNA, 694 nt
Organism: Aspergillus calidoustus
Lineage: Eukaryota; Fungi; Ascomycota; Eurotiomycetes; Eurotiales; Aspergillaceae
Source: the annotation of a GenBank genome assembly